This is a messenger RNA of Cynara cardunculus var. scolymus (artichoke), 1880 nucleotides long. RefSeq lists its product as uncharacterized. The record is from RefSeq and is a predicted model, not a curated record. The coding region runs from base 113 to 1618 and encodes 501 amino acids. Lineage: Eukaryota; Viridiplantae; Streptophyta; Magnoliopsida; Asterales; Asteraceae. The transcript is spliced from 4 exons.
CGCCUACCAAAACGAAAGACGCCUUCGAAUUCUUGCCAUUUAUCUAUCAAACGCCAACUACAUUCUGAAACAGAGGGAGAAAACAACCACCAUUUUCUCCCCCAGAUCCACCAUGCCACCCGGUAGGCGAGGAUCUGCCAAGAAGAAGAAAAAGAAGCCUAAAGACUCCAAAAAAUCCCUUUCUUCAAACGCAGCUCGCCCUCCUCAUGGAGAGAGUGAUGGUGCGAAACAUAGCUCAUCAAAGAGCCAAAAGAACUCUCCUCAUCCGGUGGUCAAGACAGAGAAGAGGCAAGACAAUUCAUCUGGGAACCAAUCUUUAACAAUAGAUAGAACUAAGGAGGCUGCCAAAGAGACACAGGGUGAAAUUGAGAUUAAUGGAGGGUCAAAUUCACAGAAAUCACAUGAGAAGAGGGAAGACAAUUCGUCUGGGAACCAAUCUUUAACAACAGAUAGGACCGAGAAGGCUGCCAACAAGACACAGAGUGAAAUUGAGAUCAAUAGAGGGUCAAAUUCACAGAAAUCACAUGAGAAAAGCUCGAGUUCUAGAAGUAAGAGCUCAAAUGACAAGUCUCACGUUGAUAUAAAGGAAGCAGUGGUGAUUCAACCUGCUGCUGUUGCUGACUUAGUCCAACCUGCCAAAGAGACACAGAGUGAAAUUGAGAUCGAUAGAGGGUCAAAUUCACGUAAUUCACUUGAGAAAAGCUCGAGUUCUAAAAGUAGUAGUUCAAAUGACAAGUCUCACGUUGAUAAAAAGAAAGCGGUGGUAAUUCAACCUGCUGCUGUUGCUGACUUAGUCCAACCUGCCAAAGAGACACAGAGUGAAAGUGAGAUCGAUAGAGGGUCAACUUCACAUAAUUCACUUGAGAAAAGCUCGAGUUCUAGAAGUAGUUGCUCAAAUGACAUGUCUCACGUUGAUAAAAAGAAAGCAGUGGUAAUUCUACCUGCUGCUGUUGCCAACUUAGUCCAACAUGCCAAAGAGACACAGAGUGGAAGUGAGAUCGAUAGAGGGUCAAAUUCACACAAUUCACUUGAGAAAAGAUCGAGUUCUAGAAGUAGUAGCUCAAAUGACAAGUGUCAUGUUGAUAAAAAUAAAGCGGUGGUAAUCCAACCUGCUGCUGUUGCUGACUUAGUCCAACCUAUUGAGUCUUUGGUUGGAAACAGGAGUUGUGAACUCGGGGACUUGGCUGUUACAGAUUCCCCUAUUGUUGAUCCAGCUAAGCCGGUUAGUUCUUUGGUUGAAUUGGCCUCCCAAGUGUUUGAUAACACAAAACUUGAAGAGAAAAAUGAUUUAGUUGUGGCAGAAACACCCUUGGAACAGAAUAGUUGUCCAACUUCUACUAGUGAAGUGGUUGGAUCAGUUCCAAAAGAAAAUGAGGUUGAGAAGUUGGUUCCAUCGGACGAUAAGGCUUCUCCAAAAUCAAACGGUUAUUUACCAGCUUCCACGAAUGGUGCAUGCUCAUUUUGUGGAAGGAACACCAAUGAUCGUGUAAAUGAACCCAAAACACCUGAAUGCUCUGAGAAACAGCCUCUUUUAGGUUCAGCUCCCCAACCAGCUGAAAAAACUUCCUGGAAGAGUUGCUGUGGAAUAUUUGAGUUGUGUUCAGGCUCCAGUAGGUAAAUAGCAGGAACCGAACAUAUCGGAUGAGCCAAGUAUAAUAGUCACAUUUUUGAACUUCGAAUUAGUAGAUAUUGAAAACCUUUACAGUUUGUUUACGGGGUCGUAGAAAAUACAAAUUGCUUGUAAAAAAUGUGUUUAUCACAGUCGAUAGAUCAUCAGUAAAAUACAGUGGUUUGCCCUUGUGUUUCACACAAUUAUCACAAUGUGUCUGUGUUUGAUUAACACAAUUUGUUCGAGUAACAAAGAUGGAUCGAUUAACAAA